AUGGGAAUCAUUGUUGUGUUUACUGUUUGCAUCAUAUUAAUAGAGAUUGCAUUCACACCUUUACAAUACUCUUAUCAAAGACUACCAUCAGUAUCUUCUAUUCUCGAUAGACAAUCACCUCAUCUUGAAGAAUCAAAUGAAUCAUCAUAUCAAUCACCACAACAACAACAGAAGAAUAAUAAUAAUAAUGAGGAUGACGAUGAAAAGAAAGGAGGAGGAUUUGAAAACUUUUAUAAAAGAAGGAAAAAGGAGUUAGCAGAAGGUAAAAAGGAAUAUGAUUACCUUAAAUUGGGAGAGUUGGGUGGACCAACUUCUACAACCACCAAGACAAAAUCAACAUCAAUGGAAUUACAACCACUAGCAACAAAUAGAAUGACAUAUCUUAGAAUGAGAGCGUAUAGGAGAAGAUUAGAGGUUGGAGAACACAAUAGAUUGAUAGAACAAUUGACAGAAGAGUACUACAAUGAAUUGCCAUGGGUGGCAAAACUUCCAAGAAAUUUUACCUACGCUGCUACUCCAAAACUGGCUGGUAAUGGUACACUUGCUGCAAUCGAUGAGUUGGAGAAUGCCAACAACAACAACCCGGGUUGGAAGACUGACCCUGACAAGAACCCAUUAUUACUCGCCAAACCAUUCAUAUUUAUACAUAUCCCAAAGACUGGUGGAACAUCACUCAUCAACCUCUUUCAAAAGAAUAUAGAGUCAUCCAGUAUCUUUCACGUACUCACACAUCCAAUGCCAGACAAAAUGGUCAAUGUCACACCAAGUCACACAAUCUUUGGACACGUCUUUUUUGGCCUGCAUCUCUACUUUCAAGAAUUCUUUGAAGAUUAUCAAGUACCAUCCAACAUACACAACUUUUUCAGCGAUGGUGAUUCAUACGACCACAUGAAUCGGUUCAGUUAUAUGACCAUGUUUCGUGAUCCCGUAGACCGGGUCAUUUCGCAUUACUACUUUCUUUUAGACAGUAAAGAUCAUCCAUUACAUCGAGAUGCGUCGUCUAGGACUCUGGAACAAUGGGUCAGCAAGAAUGCAAUCGCUGACAACGAACAGACUCGAAGAAUACUGGGUAUUUCAAGAGAGCUCAACUUUGAUCAUAGGUCCCUUCCAAUUGCCUUGCAUCACCUACAAUAG
Messenger RNA from Cavenderia fasciculata, 1134 nucleotides. RefSeq lists its product as uncharacterized. Lineage: Eukaryota; Evosea; Eumycetozoa; Acytosteliales; Cavenderiaceae. The transcript has a single exon. The coding region runs from base 1 to 1134 and encodes 377 amino acids. The record is from RefSeq and is a predicted model, not a curated record.